AUGUCUGUGAUCGACAUGACAAGCUCAGUGCUAUGGCCGGCUUUGUACGUCUUAUUUGGCGUGGUCCUCACCAAGAGCCUUUAUGACUGGAGUCGCAAGAGAGACAGCCUACCCGUACCACCAGGACCUAAAGGACUGCCACUACUUGGAAAUCUGACAGAUCUACCCACUGGUGAUGUACCAGAGUUCCAGCACUGGCUCAAGCAUAAAGAUGCAUAUGGGCCCAUCAGUUCCGUUACUGUUUUGGGUCAAACCAUGAUCCUGAUUCACGACGCAAAAAUCGCCCACGAGCUGCUUGUUGAGCGCGCAAACAUACACUCGGGCAGACCCAAGCUGAAGUUCGGCUUUGACUUGGUAGGAUGGAACAAGCCUAUGGCUGGACAGCAAUGCGACUCAAUUUUCAAACUAUAUCGAAAAUAUACGCACCAGCAGUUGGGUUCAAAGGCAUCGGUCGCGAGAUAUAACCAGGUCCAGGAAACUGCUGUCGGUCGCUUCUUGUGGCGUGUCAAGCAAGACAAUGGGGCAGCUUUGACUCAACAUCUCAAGACUGAAGCCGGCGAACUGAUCCUCAAGGUCGUCUACGACUACACUAUCGAGCCUUUCGAAAACGAUUCUCUUGUCGAUUUAGUUGACGAGGCCAUGGAGCAAUUCAGCGAGGCAACUAUUCCAGGCCGAUGGAUGGUGGAUAUCUUCCCCUUCUUGGAACACAUUCCAAGCUGGAUACCCGGAACCGGAUUUCAAAAGACUGCAGCGGCAUGGAACAAGACUCUCAUGGCUGUAGCCGACAUACCCUAUGCCUACGCCAAGCAGCAAGGCAAAAACAAGCGAACCAGCCACACAGACUUUGUCACGAAAUCCAUCGAACAAGCACAGCAAGAGAAGACGCUCGACGCAACCGAUGAACAUGCGAUCAAGUGGGCAGCAGCGUCCAUGUAUCUAGGUGGUGCCGACACUUCCGUCUCAAUCAUGAACGCCUUUUUCCUCGCCAUGAGCAUGUUCCCCGACGUCCAACGUAAAGCUCAAGAAGAACUCGAUCGCGUGAUUGGGAACUCUCGCCUCCCUACACACGCCGAUCGCGACAACCUUCCUUACCUCAACGCUAUUGUCGAAGAAGCACAGCGCUGGCAUCCUAUAGCCCCCAUGGGACUNCCCCACGCAACAGACAGAGAAGACUCCAUAAACGGCUAUCGCAUUCCCAAAGAUUCCCUCCUGCUACCAGCGAUCUGGUGGUUCACUCGCGAUCCUGCCAUUUACCAUGACCCCGAGUCAUUCAAGCCUGAACGUUUCUUGCCUCCCUUCAACGAGCCGGCAGCAACCUCUUUUACCUUUGGCUUUGGGCGUAGGAUUUGUCCUGGUCGUGUGUUGGCCGAUGCAUCUCUGUUCCUUACUUUCGCACAAAGUCUUGCUGUUUUCAACAUCAGUAAGCAAGUUGACAAGGAAGGCAAGGUUGUUGAGCCAACACAUGAGUUUAUGGGUGGCAUCGUUGCGUAUCCAAAAGCUUUUGAAGUCAGAAUCACUCUGAGGAGUCAUAAGCAUGCAGAGUUGAUAGAGGACGUUGUAAAGCAGUAUCCUUGGCAAAAGAGCGAUGCUGGAUAUCUCUAA
Messenger RNA from Aureobasidium vineae, 1602 nucleotides. The record is from the annotation of a GenBank genome assembly. Lineage: Eukaryota; Fungi; Ascomycota; Dothideomycetes; Dothideales; Saccotheciaceae.